GAGCGGAAGGUUGUAAUAUGGCUGCGCCCAUGAACAGCGAGACUCCAGUGUCUUUGCGGUUCCCGGUGAAAGUCUCGUGUGCCCAUGGAUCGGGGGGAUUUUUUGGCCUCCCUGACGGCUGGAGGACUAGCUGGAAUGUGUGUUGACCUGGUGUUAUUCCCUUUGGAUACAGUCAAAACCCGAUUGCAAAGUCCCCAAGGAUUUAAGAAGGCUGGUGGCUUCCAUGGCAUUUAUGCUGGUGUUCCUUCGACGGCUGUAGGGUCUUUUCCAAAUGCUGCUGCCUUUUUUGUCACGUACGAGUGUAUGAAAACCGUGCUCCACACAGAUGCGUCUCCAUAUUUCGGUCCGGUAACACACAUGCUGGCUGCCUCAUUAGGAGAAGUAGUUGCGUGUUUAAUACGGGUUCCAUCUGAAGUUGUGAAACAAAGAGCUCAAGUUUCUCCCACUUCUAGUACCUUACGGAUCCUUUCCAACACUGUAUGUGAAGAGGGUAUUCUUGGACUUUAUCGAGGUUAUAAAAGUACGGUUUUAAGAGAGAUUCCUUUCUCUGUAGUACAGUUUCCUCUUUGGGAGUCCUUAAAGGAUCUCUGGUCAUGGAAGCAAGGACACGUGGUCGAUUCUUGGCAGUCAGCAGUCUGUGGAGCUUUUGCAGGUGGAUUUGCAGCUGCAGUCACCACCCCUCUGGAUGUAGCCAAGACGAGAAUUAUGCUGGCAAAGACUGGCUCUAAAACUGCAACCGGGAAUGUACUGCCAGCUCUCUAUGGAGUGUGGAGAACCCAAGGGGUACCUGGGCUGUUUGCAGGCGUUGUCCCUCGGAUGUCGGCCAUCAGUCUUGGAGGCUUCAUUUUCCUGGGGACAUAUGACAAGAUACGCCGUUUGCUCUUGUGAGCUGUCCCUGGGGCUCUGGAUGAACUGCUGAGGAAUGGGGUUUUUCCUUCACCCCUCCCCAAGAAGACACACAUUCACAAAGAUCCUCUUUUGCUUUCCCACAAUUCCUCCCCCGCCCCUAGCCUCCUGUGGCUCAGCAGCUGUUCAACAGCCUGGACUUUAUUCUCACUGUUCACAAAAAAAGGAAAAAGAAAAGAAAUAUGAAUUUCCCUGUAUGGAAACCCCUGUGCUAGCAAUGAGCUCACUGGAAAGAGCGUGCCAAGAAAGGCAAUAUUUGGGGGGCAAACAACCCAUUUUAUGGAAUCCAGCCUUGUGCCUGAAAGGCAUUAUUAUUAUUAUUAGAACUCAUUUAGGGAGAAGGAUGUGCAAGCAAAAAGGACACAGCAGGCAUGACAUGGCCUUUUAUUUUGUGACAACUCGAUAUUGGCGCUCAGGAAGACCGGACACCAGUGCAGGCCUGCUGCGCUCCGAAAAAGACCCAGACGGAAGAGACGGUGGAUCUUCUUCUCUCUUGAUAUAUGGAAAAGGGGGAGGGGGGGGAGCCAUUUGUUUCUUGUUUGAACCCCGUUUGGAAAGUUUAGACCACUGUUCAUACCUGCAGGUGCAUAGCAAGCAUUCUUGCUUGGAUAAGCAAGGCUGCCUUUUUUAAUUAGACUCAGAUUUCUCCAGUAAAAGUACAAUGUUGUAUUAUUUUACUGUCUAACAAUGUUGCCUAUGAAAAAGAAACAA
This is a messenger RNA of Gekko japonicus, 1617 nucleotides long. RefSeq names its product solute carrier family 25 (S-adenosylmethionine carrier), member 26 (gene SLC25A26). Gene Ontology annotation, biological process: transmembrane transport. Lineage: Eukaryota; Metazoa; Chordata; Lepidosauria; Squamata; Gekkonidae. Gene Ontology annotation, cellular component: mitochondrial inner membrane. Gene Ontology annotation, molecular function: S-adenosyl-L-methionine transmembrane transporter activity. The coding region runs from base 85 to 888 and encodes 267 amino acids. The record is from RefSeq and is a predicted model, not a curated record. The transcript has 10 exons.